CCAAACUCCAACCACCAACAGGCUAGCCACACGUCGUCACUUCUCGCAGCAAGUGCGCACACACUCGCUUACGGACAGUAUCACUGGCCGCAGCCAAGCGAUCAGAUCUGACUUCAAGGCCCGUCUUUGUUGCUGAAGCUUGAUUGAGGCAACUCGUGUGCGCAGGCUAGGUGGUGCCAUGGAUAGCAAAGACCAGGCCAAUGAUAACGUUCACGAGCCCAAUACCACUGCCAAGGACCUUCCGGCCGAUGUCCUCGUUGGCAUCUUCCGUGAUGUAGCCCACACGGCUCAGCGCCCAGGCUACCUUGACCGGACAAACACUCUCCGUCUGAAUCCGUGGUCUUCGCACGACACUACCAGCUGUGAGCACCCCUUCCCUGAAUGCCUCGCCUCUGUCAGUCCGCUUUGGCGGGAUGCCAUGUCGAGCAUAUCCAUGUUCUGGACGCACAUCGUUAUUUGGAUUGGCAGGAACCCUACUCCACCUUCGAGGAUUCGCGAGUACCUCGAAUGGUCAAGGGGCCGACUCUUGGACAUCCACAUCGUGCGGAGGUUUGAUCUGACUCUGGACGAUGCGACGGAGAAGGCUCAGGUGGACGCCAUCAUGGCGCUGCUGUUGCCUCAUAUGGGUCGGUGGAGGGUCCUAGGCAUGAAGGUCCUUCACUCGAGGUCGCUCCCUUGUCCACGCGUAGACCUCGUCGGGUAUGCGGACAACUUGAUCAGGCUCAACCUCGAUUUCUUGCUGGACAACUUAAUCACCAGUCCCGACAUCGACUCACCCGCGGUGUACGAGUUCUACACUCCGAAGCUACGGGAUCUUUCGAUCUGCGGCGUUCACUUUCGCCAUGCGUACGUGCAGAACUACGAACAGUCACCAAUGCCGCCUGAGCUCCUCUCGCUCACGAUCACCAGCUACGACGAGCGCAAUGUACCCUUCCCGCUCCAUGAGCUCUUGGCGUGCCUUGUGCGCACACACAACUUGCGCGAGGUCGAACUCGACGGGCUCAGCCUGGACUGCUACAGUGACGACAGCGAAGGGCUACUCUCUACCGUGCUCCCUGAUGGUUUCCGAUGGCGCACCCCGAUGAGCUUCGUCAACAUGUCCGCUGAUGUCAUCGCGGAAUUCGGCUCGCUCCUCGAUGGCCCGACACUCGGAUACCUGUGCUAUACGCGGUGCACGUUGCCAACCCGCCCUCCCAGCCCCCCUGAACUACCAGAGGCUUUCAGUGUUACCUUGACUGACAUUGCUAGCCCGGGGGCGCUUCUAUACUACCUGACGACUGGCCUGGAUACUAGCAGCGUCGCUUGCUGUCAAGCAGAGAUCGUGCGUUGUGACGGCCUCCUCCCGGCGGUGUUGCGCCGCCUCGCGGUGCCAAUGCGAACGAGGGCAGAUGGCACAGCUGAAUGGCUGUGCGCCGAGGUCGAGCAUUUCAUAAUCACUGAAUGCACGAAGUUCCGCAGCACAGAUCUCCGGGCCUUCGUGGAGGCACGUUGGCAUGCGGCGAGUGCGGCGGCGCACGCUUUGGAUUGGGAUACUGAGCACCCCGGCAUAGUAGCGGUGAGCAACCUCUAUGUGCGCGAUUGCGGCGAGCUCGCACCGGAAGAUCGGGAGUGGUUGAAUGAGCAUGUGUCUAUUGUUUGCUGGGAUGGGUGGAGAGGCGGGUAUGGUGAUGUUGCGCCGCUUGGCCCUUAAGCUUGUUUACGAGUGCCAUACAAAUCGGAAUUUGAACUUCUUUUCACCACGGAAGGAAGUCCAAGUUCACAUCCCAGUCAACUGUCGUGGUGCGAUCAUACAUGAACAAGAUUCUUGAUGGUGGAACGGACGUGCUCACCCAGAUAUGAUGCCACCUUUGUUCCUCGCAUGUCAGUACUAUCGUUGUGCCGAUUGUCUACACACCGUGCAUCAGAAUAUCUUCUGCCCUCUUAUGCCGUGAGUUGCCGACGCGCUACAUAGACACUGUACCAGAACUUACUCUGUCCAGACUGGAUAAGCCGACAAGCGUCCGAAAAAUACACGUA
Fomitopsis serialis is the source of this 2016-nucleotide messenger RNA. RefSeq lists its product as uncharacterized. Lineage: Eukaryota; Fungi; Basidiomycota; Agaricomycetes; Polyporales; Fomitopsidaceae. The record is from RefSeq and is a predicted model, not a curated record. The transcript is spliced from 2 exons. The coding region runs from base 179 to 1690 and encodes 503 amino acids.